Messenger RNA from Trichomonas vaginalis G3, 732 nucleotides. Its product is annotated as spindle and kinetochore-associated protein 2 family. Lineage: Eukaryota; Parabasalia; Trichomonadida; Trichomonadidae. The transcript has a single exon. Gene Ontology annotation, biological process: mitotic cell cycle; chromosome segregation; cell division. The record is from RefSeq and is a predicted model, not a curated record. Gene Ontology annotation, molecular function: microtubule binding. Bases 1 to 732 code for a protein of 243 amino acids. Gene Ontology annotation, cellular component: outer kinetochore; spindle microtubule.
AUGCAGGAAGCGAUUCGUGUUUUUGAGCAAAGUGCAAGACAGGCUGGUAGUUCAUUAGAUGAAAUUGAAGAACGAGCUAGUUCUGAGUUUCCUGGAGCUACACAGAUCCUUGAUCUUUGCAGAAGAUUAAGAGAAGCAAAAUUCAGAUAUCAAAUUCUCUGUGAAAACAUUCAAAAAAUACAGGAAGCUAACGAAAACCUACAGAAAUGUAUUAAUGAAGAUUUAAUAGUCACUGCAAAACUUGUGAAAUCUGCUUGCGCACAAGAAGGUGUUCAAGUUCCAUCUAUUAUCCCUGAUCAAGUAACAAAGCAAGUAGCAACUAAGACAACAACUGCAGCUCCUGCUGCCAAUACAACACAAAAUUCCCAGACAACAACUAAUUCAACAACAACUACUAAAUCUAAACUUCCACAUCCAAAAACAAGAUCUCGAGCCAAAGCAGAGCCGCCUAAACCAGAACAUGAAUAUGUUGAAAUUACAGAUGAAGAAUUUAAUUCGAUUCCAGACUUCUUCAAGCGAAACAUUAAAGUUGAUGAAAUUAGACAGCUUCAUCAAUACAUUUUCAACUUCUUCUAUGGCAAUGGCAGAGUUGAAGAGACAAUGUCUCGUAAAGAUUUACAAAACAUUGAAGUCGGAUCUAUUAAACGCAAGAUUGAAUCAUUAUUGAGAUGCUUGAAGUCACUUAAGAGGAUUCAAACCGACAAAUCAAAUAAUAUUACACAAUGUUUAUAA